AUGGCUACUGAAAGUCUUCAAGCUCGACUGACCGAUUUCGAGCGUCAAGCACGUGGUGUAUGUAUAGGUGUAAAUCAUUUAGCGCUUGACAGUGAACGUGUUAGACAAGCUGAAUUAUUACAAAAAAUUAUACAACUAGAAAAAGAUAUUCAACAAUCGAGUGCACAAAAAUCCCAUUUACCUGAAGCAGCAGCUGAGAUUCGUGAUGAUGUGAAGAAUAAUACAUCAGCAUUACGUUACUUAGAAACCAUAUCUCAAUUGGAGAAUUCAUUUACAGUUCUAACAGAAAAUGUCACUGAAACGUCUGUACAAUUAAGUGCUCCUAAAGAGUUAAAAGAUGAAGUUCAUGUGAAAAAGGAAUUAACUGGUAAUGUGAAAAGUUGUUGGACAUAUGUUUCUCAAUUGGCCCGAUUAAGUCAAGUGCACAUUAGGAAUGCUGCUGAAUACCAUCAGUUUCAUCAUGCAGUUAAUGAAGCUGAAGCCAGUUUGAAAGCACGUGUACGGAUGACAGAACCAAGAAAUACAAGAGCAUUACCUGCAACUUUGAAAAAUUGUACAAUUUUGGCCAAUGAAUUGAGGGAACAUCUUAAUCAUAUGAUUCAUUUAUGGGGUCGAUCGGGCAAUUUACUUGAAGAAAGCCGACGUAUUGUCCCUGUUCACUUAAGACUAGGCUGUGUUAUUGAUGGUCUGAGUACUAAUACAGAAUCCGCUAGUCCAGUUAUGGCUCGUAUGUUAACUUCAUUGACAGGACCAAAUUAUGAAUUAAAAGAAGGUGAAGAAGUACGUGUUAUAUCGAAUAAAGAUGAUCAACACUUUUGGACAGUGCAAACAAAUAGUGGUAUAGUAAAAAUACCAUCUGUUUGUUUAUGGAUAAGUGAUCCAGAUUUAGAAGCUGUGAAACGAUCAGUGAUACUUCGUGAAAAAUGUAUUGAAUCAUGGGAUUUACUUGUGGAAAGAUCACGUGAACGACUAAGAUCCUAUUACAGUUGUUUAUUAAAUCAAAUGGCAGAAAAUGGAGAUAUUCAGUAUCAGCAUAAAAUAGCUAUGGAUAAUUUUCUAGAAGAUUUAAGAGGUCUUCUCUUACCCAAUGAUACUAGAGCAACUGAAUUAAGCCAAGCUAUAUAUGCAUUUACAGAUAGAUUGAAAAUGACAGAUAUUAAUCGACAACGCAGUUCACAUGGUGGAGUAUUUUUGAGAGAACAAGAUAUUGUUUGUAUGCAUAGUCCAUUGUUAAGACUACGUGAUCAUGAACGUCAAAUGGACCAUUUACGUGCACAAUCUGAACUGGCUGGAACUCAUAUGACAAAUUAUUUACGUGAAAUUGAUGCAGAUCAAAAACGAGUUGAUCAGGAAUUAUCGUUGAUAGAUCAGUUACAACAUGAGAGUCAGUCUCAGUUGGAUCAAUUGAUAAAUCGUGUGAAAAGAUGGAGUAGCCGAUAUGAGCAUGAACCGAAUGUUGAUUCUAGCAUAUCCAAUUCUAGAAUGAGUUCUAGUUUAAAAUCUAGUACAAUAUCUGACAAUUGGGCAGGUAAUAAUCAAAUGUAUCCAAUAGAUGCAAGAUCACCUCAAUCUAUAGUUAGAGAAACAUCGCGAUUAUCGUCUAGAACAAGAUCAGAAUCAAUCCCACGUCCAGUACUUGAUGCCAUUACACAAAUUGGUGUUACAACCAAAACAACAGGAACUCAAAUUUCUCGUGACGACGGUGAUGGUGGUCGUAAUGAAAUAGAUUUAUCUAUAUCUAAAAGACAAUUUAUGCCAGCGACGAUUCCUGAAAGAAAACAAGUAAGAAAUGCAAUAACUCAAAUUGGAGUAUCAAAAGUCGAUGCAGGCACACAAGAUGACUAUCAUGGAUACAGUCCUAAGCGUUCAGUUAAAGAAGUAUUAUGUCAAAUAGGUCAAAUUACAGCAAAUGCUUCAUGUCAGACAUUAGAACAUUACAAACUACAACAAACACUUAAAAAGCCCACUUUAGAUGCGGUAGUUCAAUCUGGUGUUAUCACUAAGAAUAAUUCCACUCAGUCGGAAUACAUCACAGAAACCGUCGUGAAAAUGGACAUACCUGAAUCACAAAAAGCUGCACGAAAAUACAGCGUACUAGAUGCCAUCUGUCAAAUAGGACAGGUUACACAAACAACUGGAACACAAACAGAAGUAAAGAAUAUUGAAAGAAAUAAGAAAAACCUCGGUGUACAAGCAGAAAUGAAAAAGGCAUGGCAGCACACAGUAAACACAAAUGAGGCCGCAUGUCAAAUAGGUAGGAUAACAAUUAACGCUAGCACAGAGAUGUCACCAAUGAUGGUCAGUAAGGAAGAAGUGAUAAAACAAGAGAUUAAAAAAAGUGAUAUAAUAUGUCAAAUAGGUAAGGUUCAAAUGACAAAAUCAACACAAACUAACGCAACAGAAAAGUUAAAAAAUACAACAAUUAAAGAUUCAGCAAACCAAUAUGAAAUCCAAAAGGCUUCAACCUCUAGUCAGGUAGAUGUUUUAACGGAAAAGACAUAUAAACGUACGCUUAAAUCUGUCAACGAUGUUAUAUGUCAGGUCGGACAGGUAAACCAUGAAGCAUCCACACAGUCAGUUGAAUACGUCACUACUAGACCGGCACACAAGGAUACUGGCAUUGAUCCGAUUCACGUGUGGGAAAAGAAAACGGCCAACGAUGUCGUGACGCAAACAGGAAUUGUUCACACAUCGAAAAUAACACAGGCUGAACUGGUACAAGAGCAACCGGUAUAUGUGAAAGCAAUAGAAACUCAGGAUGUACCGAUUACAUCGUACAGAAACACUGUAGAUGCCUACCAACAGGCUGACUUAAUUAAGCAUAUGCUACGCAAACCAUCAUCUGAUGUAGUAUGUCAAGUAGGAAGUGUUAUGGAAUCCUCAGGGAUCCAGAUAGAUGAACCCCAUAAAACUUCAAUGCUACUAGCGGGAACUCAAAGUGCCAAAACACCAACAUACACCAAGGAGAUUCAGACAGAUAUGGGAUUCCGAAUGGAACCGAAGUUUGUGUCGAAGGCUGUCAACGAUGUUAUAUGUCAGGUCGGACAGGUAAACCAUGAGGUAUCCUCACAAACAGGGAUUCCUUCAACUUUAUCAGUGGGAGUAGAUCCAAGACCAGGAGUUCCAGUAAGGCACCUGGGUUCAUACCAAGUACCACCAAACAUAGAGCAACAAAGUAUACAAGUACAGGCAGAUAUCAAACAGACGUUGAAACAUAUAGAUACGCAAACAGAAGCGAUAACAAGAGAAACUUUAAUAUCAACGAACCUCGUGAAAGAGAAACAGGUAGAAAUAUUUGAUGUAACAACUCAAUUCGAUAAAGUAACUAAAGAAAAAGACGUUCAAACAUUCGUAACAUGCAGGUCAAAAGAAACACAAACAAUAGAAAGUUCACCGGAUUUUGAAGUAAAAAUGAGGAGCCAACAAACAUUCACUCGAAUCAGAAGUAAUAAUUAUGACGUACAAACACAGUCAGGGACGAUAAAUAUCUCCCAAGCAUUCCAGACAUUAUUAGAUUACAAGCCAACAACAGAAAAACGAUCAACUGGAAUGCAGCACGAAGUGGAUAAAGGAGUGGUGGAAACUACCUAUCAUGAACCACAAACACAAGAAACACCAACACAAACUGAAAGAGCGAGAAUAAAAGAUCAACAAACAUUUACGUCAAUUGAAUUGAAAACAUUCGAUGUUCAGACCCAGUUUGGAAGUAUACUUAAGACACAGGCAGCACAAACGCCAGGUGAACAGAAGACCGUUGUCGAAGUGAGAGACAUAACUAUGCAACACCAGAAAAGUCCAGAGCCAAUUGUACACAAAAAACUACAAGCAAUAGUACAACCACCGACAAUUAACACUGAGACUCAGACGAUGGUAGAGAGACCACCACCGGUUAUCUUGCCACCAAAAGUAUUCGACGUUCAAACACAAUCAGGAUCAGUCACGUUAAAUUCAGAAACACAAACACCACAAGAACAUAGGCCAGUGGUUGCGACUAAAGAUGCGAGUGUGUAUCAUGAAACAAGACCUGUUCAAUCCGUUACCAAGAUGUUACAGGCCAUAGUCGUCCGACCACUAGAGAACAUGGCUACACAAACAGAUUUCUUAGCACAGCCUGUUGUUAUGCCUAUGGUGCAAACGACACAUCAUGAACCACAAACACAAGAAACACCAACACAAACUGAAAGAGCGAGAAUAAAAGAUCAACAAACAUUUACGUCAAUUGAAUUGAAAACAUUCGAUGUUCAGACCCAGUUUGGAAGUAUACUUAAGACACAGGCAGCACAAACGCCAGGUGAACAGAAGACCGUUGUCGAAGUGAGAGACAUAACUAUGCAACACCAGAAAAGUCCAGAGCCAAUUGUACACAAAAAACUACAAGCAAUAGUACAACCACCGACAAUUAACACUGAGACUCAGACGAUGGUAGAGAGACCACCACCGGUUAUCUUGCCACCAAAAGUAUUCGACGUUCAAACACAAUCAGGAUCAGUCACGUUAAAUUCAGAAACACAAACACCACAAGAACAUAGGCCAAUAAUCGAAAUGAAAGAUUUGAUUACACAACACGAGAAACGUCCAGAGCCAAUUGUACACAAAAAACUACAAGCAAUAGUACAACCACCGACAAUUAACACUGAGACUCAGACGAUGGUAGAGAGACCACCACCGGUUAUCUUGCCACCAAAAGUAUUCGACGUUCAAACACAAUCAGGAUCAGUCACGUUAAAUUCAGAAACACAAACACCACAAGAACAUAGGCCAAUAAUCGAAAUGAAAGAUUUGAUUACACAACACGAGAAACGUCCAGAGCCAAUUGUACACAAAAAACUACAAGCAAUAGUACAACCACCGACAAUUAACACUGAGACUCAGACGAUGGUAGAGAGACCACCACCGGUUAUCUUGCCACCAAAAGUAUUCGACGUUCAAACACAAUCAGGAUCAGUCACGUUAAAUUCAGAAACACAAACACCACAAGAACAUAGGCCAAUAAUCGAAAUGAAAGAUUUGAUUACACAACACGAGAAACGUCCAGAGCCAAUUGUACACAAAAAACUACAAGCAAUAGUACAACCACCGACAAUUAACACUGAGACUCAGACGAUGGUAGAGAGACCACCACCGGUUAUCUUGCCACCAAAAGUAUUCGACGUUCAAACACAAUCAGGAUCAGUCACGUUAAAUUCAGAAACACAAACACCACAAGAACAUAGGCCAAUAAUCGAAAUGAAAGAUUUGAUUACACAACACGAGAAACGUCCAGAGCCAAUUGUACACAAAAAAUUACAAGCAAUAGUACAACCACCGACAAUUAACACUGAGACUCAGACGAUGGUAGAGAGACCACCACCGGUUAUCUUGCCACCAAAAGUAUUCGACGUUCAAACACAAUCAGGAUCAGUCACGUUAAAUUCAGAAACACAAACUACACACGAACCGAAAAUAAUCCCAGCUAUAAAGGAUGCGAGUGUGAUUCAUGAACCACAUCACAUACAAACAGUCAACAAGAAACUUCAAGCUGUGGUAUAUCAUCCAUCUGACGAUGUUUGUUUGCAAACCGAAGAAGUAACAGUACAACCUGUCAAACCCGUUCCUCAGGCGUUCUCUCGAGCUCCGCAAGUCGAACAUAAGCAAACACAAGCAGAAUGGCUAAAGACUAAGACAAAAACAUUUGAUAUACAAGCGCAAUCAGGUAUAGUAGUCAAGACACAGUCCACACAAACUAUUCUAGAAGAACAACCAAUAUUCCAUACAGCAGACGUCAGUGUGAUUCACAGUGAAAAAUCACCUUUGCUGGUGAACAAGAAACUUCAAGCAACCAUACGUCAAUCAGUUGAGAACACGAGCACACAGACUGAUACGAUGGCUCAAGUCCCUACUGUACUACCAAAAACCACGUUCGAUGUUGUGACUCAAUCCGGCACUAUCCACUGUGCAAAGUCAGUUCAGACUAUUCCAGAGGAACGACCAGUAUUCCACACUGUCAAUGUAGGACUUGAUCAUACAGAGAAAUCACCUUCAUUGGUAGGCAAGAAGCUUCAGGCGACAAUGCGUCAAUCAGUUGAGAACACGAGCACACAGACUGAUACGAUGGCUCAAGUCCCUACUGUACUACCAAAAACCACGUUCGAUGUUGUGACUCAAUCCGGUACUAUCCACUGUGCACAGUCAGUUCAGACUAUUCCAGAGGAACGACCAGUAUUCCACACUGUCAAUGUAGGACUUGAUCAUACUGAGAAAUCACCUUCAUUAGUAGGCAAGAAGCUUCAGGCGACAAUGCGUCAAUCAGUUGAGAACACGAGCACACAGACUGAUACGAUGGCUCAAGUCCCUACUGUACUACCAAAAACCACGUUCGAUGUUGUGACUCAAUCCGGCACUAUCCACUGUGCACAGUCAGUUCAGACUAUUCCAGAGGAACGACCAGUAUUCCACACUGUCAGUGUAGGAGUAGAUCUUACUGGGAAAUUACAGUCCGUAUUAUACGAGAAUGUUCAGGCCACAAUGCGUCAAUCAGUUGAGAACACGAGCACACAGACUGAUACGAUGGCUCAAGUCCCUACUGUACUACCAAAAACCACGUUCGAUGUUGUGACUCAAUCCGGCACUAUCCACUGUGCAAAGUCAGUUCAGACUAUUCCAGAGGAACGACCAGUAUUCCACACUGUCAAUGUAGGACUUGAUCAUACUGAGAAAUCACCUUCAUUGGUAGGCAAGAAGCUUCAGGCGACAAUCCGUCAAUCAGUUGAGAACACGAGCACACAGACUGAUACGAUGGCUCAAGUCCCUACUGUACUACCAAAAACCACGUUCGAUGUUGUGACUCAAUCCGGUACUAUCCACUGUGCACAGUCAGUUCAGACUAUUCCAGAGGAACGACCAGUAUUCCACACUGUCAAUGUAGGACUUGAUCAUACUGAGAAAUCACCUUCAUUAGUAGGCAAGAAGCUUCAGGCGACAAUCCGUCAAUCAGUUGAGAACACGAGCACACAGACUGAUACGAUGGCUCAAGUCCCUACUGUACUACCAAAAACCACGUUCGAUGUUGUGACUCAAUCCGGUACUAUCCACUGUGCACAGUCAGUUCAGACUAUUCCAGAGGAACGACCAGUAUUCCACACUGUCAGUGAAGGAGUAGAUCUUACUGGGAAAUUACAGUCCGUAUUAUACGAGAACGUUCAGGCCACAAUGCGUCAAUCAGUUGAGAACACGAGCACACAGACUGAUACGAUGGCUCAAGUCCCUACUGUACUACCAAAAACCACGUUCGAUGUUGUGACUCAAUCUGGUACUCUAUCUCUUAAUGUUGGUUGUCAAGCUGUUCUUAUUUCGGGAGAUUUAUUAUUGAACGAUGUUGCUGUUGAUCAUGUUGGGUCAAUAAAUCCCUGUUUCUCUCAAGGUGUUCAAGUUGGUACACAAGUUGAAUGUAGAAAUGUUGAAAUACAAUGUGUGAUAAAAGAUAAAAAUGUAGUGGAUAUUCGGGAUGUAGACGCGCAAUUCGACGUAUUAUGCCGUCAGCAAGAAACUCAAACUUUUAGCUUACCAUCAACGACAACGAAAGAAGGAAGCGUUCAGCACGCACCAACGACUACACAAUUAAUAAAUAAAAAGUUACAAGUAACUGUUUCCCAGUCGAUUCGAGAGGCAGCCGCGCAAACAUACGAAUCAAUACCAGUUGUAACAGUACCCACGAUGCAAACAAUUUAUCACUCAUCACAGACACAUGAAAGACCAUCACAGACUGAGAGUAUGGGAUUAUUUAACCGUCAGACCUACGCGCAUAUCAAAUCUAAAACAAUUGAUGUAGAAACGCAAUCAGGAAUCAUUUGCAAAUCACAGGGAUUGCAGACAAAAUUAGACCAUAAACUGUUCGGAAUGACAAAAGAAAAUAGUACACAGUAUGAGGCAGUUCAAAGAACAAUGAUAAAUAUAGAUAUUCAAGCAGAUGCUCGACAUGCAGUGGCUUAUCGUUAUGUCCAAACAGAUGAAAGUCAACUGAUACAUAUCAAGCAGAAACACCAGAUGAAUGUACAGACACAAUCAGGAAUAAUUCAAAAAGAACAAGGAAUACAAACACGUGAAGAGGUUCAAGCCACAGUGAACGUAACCGACGUUACUGUAACUCAUGAAUUUAAAACACGACAAAUAAACAAGAAAUUGCAAGCAACCAUAAUGUCGCAAAUGAAAGACACCAUAAUACAAACAGAACCAGAAGGAAACUCUGUUUAUCCAACGGCAACAAAACCUACAUUUGAUGUGCAAACACAGUCAGGAUCAGUCACGAUAAAUUCAGAAACACAAACUACACACGAACCGAAAAUAAUCCCAGCUAUAAAGGAUGCGAGUGUGAUUCAUGAACCACAUCACAUACAAACAGUCAACAAGAAACUUCAAGCUGUGGUAUAUCAUCCAUCUGACGAUGUUUGUUUGCAAACCGAAGAAGUAACAGUACAACCUGUCAAACCCGUUCCUCAGGCGUUCUCUCGAGCUCCGCAAGUCGAACAUAAGCAAACACAAGCAGAAUGGCUAAAGACUAAGACAAAAACAUUUGAUAUACAAGCGCAAUCAGGUAUAGUAGUCAAGACACAGUCCACACAAACUAUUCUAGAAGAACAACCAAUAUUCCAUACAGCAGACGUCAGUGUGAUUCACAGUGAAAAAUCACCUUUGCUGGUGAACAAGAAACUUCAAGCAACCAUACGUCAAUCAGUUGAGAACACGAGCACACAGACUGAUACGAUGGCUCAAGUCCCUACUGUACUACCAAAAACCACGUUCGAUGUUGUGACUCAAUCCGGCACUAUCCACUGUGCACAGUCAGUUCAGACUAUUCCAGAGGAACGACCAGUAUUCCACACUGUCAAUGUAGGACUUGAUCAUACUGAGAAAUCACCUUCAUUGGUAGGCAAGAAGCUUCAGGCGACAAUGCGUCAAUCAGUUGAGAACACGAGCACACAGACUGAUACGAUGGCUCAAGUCCCUACUGUACUACCAAAAACCACGUUCGAUGUUGUGACUCAAUCCGGCACUAUCCACUGUGCACAGUCAGUUCAGACUAUUCCAGAGGAACGACCAGUAUUCCACACUGUUGAUGUAAGCGUUGAUCAUAUUGAUAAUGCCCCUAUUGUUCGAUCAACAGUGUCAUCGACAGUGCAUACUCUUCCAAAUACAUCACAAUCAACACAAACCAUUCCCACUAAACUGGCUGAUACAUUCUGUCAAGCAACGUUAUCUUCUAUCACAUACGACGUCCAAAUUCAGUCUGGAGUAAUACAUUCAGUAGAUGGAACACAAACUGUCGAUUUAACUCCACCUAUUGCAAUGAAAGAAAUGAGUGUCGUACAUGAAAAGGAACCAACUAUUUUGAAGGGGAAGAAACUUCAGGUUCGUUGUGAUUCCACUGAUUUGGGAGUCCAAACAGAUCAAAUUACUCCAAUUGUUCAGCCAACAAUCUCAUCGACAAUGCAUACUCUUCCAAAUACAUCACAAUCAAUACAAACCAUUCCCACUAAACUGGCUGAUACAUUCUGUCAAGCAACGUUAUCUUCUAUCACAUACGACGUCCAAAUUCAGUCUGGAGUAAUACAUUCAGUAGAUGGAACACAAACUGUCGAUUUAACUCCACCUAUUGCAAUGAAAGAAAUGAGUGUCGUACAUGAAAAGGAACCAACUAUUUUGAAGGGGAAGAAACUUCAGGUUCGUUGUGAUUCCACUGAUUUGGGAGUCCAAACAGAUCAAAUUACUCCAAUUGUUCAGCCAACAAUCUCAUCGACAAUGCAUACUCUUCCAAAUACAUCACAAUCAAUACAAACCAUUCCCACUAAACUGGCUGAUACAUUCUGUCAAGCAACGUUAUCUUCUAUCACAUACGACGUCCAAAUUCAGUCUGGAGUAAUACAUUCAGUAGAUGGAACACAAACUGUCGAUUUAACUCCACCUAUUGCAAUGAAAGAAAUGAGUGUCGUACAUGAAAAGGAACCAACUAUUUUGAAGGGGAAGAAACUUCAGGUUCGUUGUGAUUCCACUGAUUUGGGAGUCCAAACAGAUCAAAUUACUCCAAUUGUUCAGCCAACAAUCUCAUCGACAAUGCAUACUCUUCCAAAUACAUCACAAUCAACACAAACCAUUCCCACUAAACUGGCUGAUACAUUCUGUCAAGCAACGUUAUCUUCUAUCACAUACGACGUCCAAAUUCAGUCUGGAGUAAUACAUUCAGUAGAUGGAACACAAACUGUCGAUUUAACUCCACCUAUUGCAAUGAAAGAAAUGAGUGUCGUACAUGAAAAGGAACCAACUAUUUUGAAGGGGAAGAAACUUCAGGUUCGUUGUGAUUCCACUGAUUUGGGAGUCCAAACAGAUCACACUAUGUCUACUGUUCACUUGGACGGUAAAUUAACUCAAACUGCUUUAGUUCAUUAUACGGAUGUAUCAUGUCAGUAUACUGAACUCACGAAGCCUUCAUCAACUAGUCAUGUAGUAACGUCCAGAGUUGUUAGCAUUCAAACAGAUGUGCCUUUUUCAACAAACAUACGUGUGGAUCAACGAAACAAGAAAUUUCAAGUAAAUCUAAUAUCUCCUUCAUCACCGAAGACUCCAACAAAUGUAGCUUCUAUAGGAACACAAACCUCAGAUUAUAGAUAUCAGGAUAUAAGUAUUGGACAGGUUGAUAAAACAACAGUUUCAUCAGUGGAUGCAUAUAUGGUUCAUGAUUCAGUGUCUAACGUGACAAGCACUUCACAAGCAAUACCAAAAAUAAAAAUAGAUCAAGAGUGCCAAGUAAAAAUAACUCCUCAACAAUAUCAAAAGAAACUUCAGUGUGGUCCCUCAUUUUCUACAUUAAAAAAUACAUCUUCUCAAACUAUACAGGAUAGUUGUCUACGCGACCAUCAGAGAACUUCUUUGUCGUCAAGUAUUGGAGUUCAGGUGAGUAAUGUACGACCAGUAGUUACAGUAGAUACAGGGACUCAAGAAACAAGACCAAGUGAGACUUCUCCAUCACCUUUACAAGUUAAGAACAAAAAACUACAGGUCUACCCAUCUAAACUUGGUGAACAAGUAGAAGAAGAAUUUAUACAUCCUCAAGAGACAAUCUGCAAAGGAAUGCCCACCUCAUUAACUGAGAUAACACAGACAGAUGAGUGUUUAUUAAAAAAUAUUGAAUGUUUCAAGUGUAUAUCACGGGGAAGUGAUAAGAAAACGAUUGAUAAAGACGUGCAAUCGGAAGAAAAAUCAAUAAGAACAAAACAAACAGCAUCCAGUACAGUGAAAUCAAACUACUUUACACGUAUUCUCCAAAUGGAAACUAUUCCUGACAAGCCAAAAGCACCAGACACAUCCGAUGUGCUGAAACUAUACAGAGAGUCCGGUUACAGAGCUAAGGGUGAAUCAAGGGAUGUUCAAACUGAUGCGUUUUUGUUGGGAAGUAUUCAAUUACCUGAAAGUAAGGAAGUUGAUGGCGUGGGAAAAUUUUCGAAAAAAACCACAAUUGUUCAGUUGGAAAAGUUAACUACGGAUAAGUGUGUAGAUACUAUGCCCUUUGAAAAAGGACUUAUAGAAUCUCAAACAUCCUAUCAUGAUAUCCAGACAUCUGAAAGGAGAAAUGUAAGGUUACCAAAAGAAACACCAUGGCCAGAAGCACAAGCAACAAAUGUUCUACAAGAUAUUCAGUUUGAAAUAAGACAUCCUCAAAUGAUAGAUUCAAGUGGGAGUUACUCACCUCAACAAAAUUCAGUUUCAGUUAGUGUACGACCAACUACUCAUAUGCUUACUCAUGCAGAAUCAACAAGCAGAAGUGGAAAUGGAAAGGUCAAGACACCGUAUCAAUAUUCAAAACCAGAUGUUGUAAGUUGGGGAGUACAAUUUGCACCAGUAACACUUACUGGAGUAACGCAAACCACUGAAUCUUCGAAACAUAAGUUAGCUAUCGAUUCGUCAGUAAACAUAAGUGUACAAACUGAUGCGGUUGAAGAUGACUAUUAUAUAAAAAGAGUUGUGACGACAAUAGCUAGGAAAGGUCUGUCAUCUUAUUGUCGUCGAGGUCCAGUAGCCAAAAAAAUUGUCGAACACACCGAUCUAUUGACAUCAAGUUUACCUAGUAACCUAGAUGAAGAGUUUGAUGAAGAAACAACAAUUGGACCAAGAACAACGAAGGUCACAACUAUGCAAAAACGUGGAGAUCGUCGAGUAGUACAUGAAGAAUUACUUACAGAGGACUAUAGGGAAAGAGGAAGUUCACUUGACUCUCGUGUAGCCCAUGGACAGUUUCCGAGAGAAACACACCCACAGGAUAUCGAUUUGCAUGAAAUGCAUGAACAUGAGACAGACAUAUAUACUGAUGCUGAAAUUUGUUUGCAGAAUUUAUUGAAAGUAUGGGGAGAGCAAUACUUGCUUUCUAGAUUACGAACGAUCGGUAGAUACUCAGAGCUUUCAGUUAGUCUUGAUCGAAGUAUACAUACAGCAGAAAAAUCACGGCUGGUUGAAGCGAAGACACAGUUUACUUCAACGGGUAACUUAGUGAGUCAAAUCAGAAAUCUUGAGAAUAUAGGAACACAGACUAGUGAUAUUCUCCUUAUCACUCGACCUCCACACAAAAAUAAAAGGAUACAACGUGGCCGUAGCUUCAUUUCUGGAGGAACAAAUCAGCCACCACCGACGCGUAGUGGCUCGGUAGUAAGUCCACUGUCGCCGACAACAGAAGAACUGACAAGUCAUCAUCGUCAACACGGGAUAACAAGUAUGCAGACACGUACUUCUCAUCCAUUUAAUUUGGCCACUACCACAUUUACAGAGACUACACAAGAGCAAUCGACAUUCAGUAUUGAACAUACAGUCCAGACUUAUACAUGUCCAACAUGUGGGAGUCAAGCUAACAUUCCAGUGACCGUUCAUUCACAAAUACAACCUCAAACACUUCCAAUAACGCAAUUAAAAGACGCCCAAUCACAAACUCGGUUUAUCGGGCAGAUGACAACUGAUAAUAACUGCACAUAUCUACCAACUUACCUAAGUGAUGAAGAAGUAAUUCGCAUAAAUCAGAGCCAGAAAAUUGAAGACAGAGAAUUUUCGAUGGUGACAUGGCAUCCAGCAGAAAUACGAGAUACAGAACGCCGUAAGGAUAGCGACACAAGUAACCAGAUACGAGAUGAAGUUUGGGUUGAUAGUCCUGGGAAAUUGCUGGAACUCAAAAUAACUGGAGUAAUAGUACCUGGAACAAGCAAAAUCGUUAGCGCAAGUGAAGCAUUUUACCGUGGUCUACUAAGAGUAGUAUACUGGGAUUAUGAAAAACUUGGACCUAGACAAUCAUCAGUAGAUUCAACAGUUUCCAUACCACUCGCAGAUGCAGUGAUUUCUAAGGCAGUUCGGUUAGCUAGUGAUAGAAUAUCGACAGAAACGCAGCCAUCAUUGGAUGCCAAAAUAGUUUGGAGGACACCAGAGAUACAACGAAGUAGGUAUCUAGUACAUUCAAUUAGACCUGAUGCAGGUCAAAACAAGCAUAACCCAAUUAAUCUGGACGUUGCAUCUGCAAUACGAGCUGGUCUAAUUGACAAAGAAACCGGUCAAAUGUUGUUUACACAUUCUGUUUACGAGUCACCAUUUAGUACUGAUUCACCGAUAAGUAAAAAAGGUGAUAGUAGCUCUGACCAAACUGAACGAUUAUCAGUCAGAGAAGCAAUUGUACGUGGAUUUUUAGUUGCGGAAUUAAUAGAACCAGAAUCAUCGUAUAUAACAAAGCAAAGUUUAUCAUUUAUUGUUCCAAGUACAAGUUAUUCACACUCUCCAACUGAUGUUGACAUUUGA
This is a messenger RNA of Schistosoma rodhaini, 13797 nucleotides long. Lineage: Eukaryota; Metazoa; Platyhelminthes; Trematoda; Strigeidida; Schistosomatidae. The record is from the annotation of a GenBank genome assembly.